UGACAAAGAAUUAAAGUUUACAAAUAGUGUAGGGUGUGGUAUGAAUUGUUGAAGUGAGAGUAAGGUAUCAAUAUGUGGAUUUUGGAAAGACUUCCAAUAGGUCUUGGCAUCAUAUUGUUAUUUGUCGUUUACGGUGAAAGUCUUGAAUGUUAUGUGUGCACAUCACAGGAGACAAAUGGAGAGAAGUGCCUCAACACCAUAAAGACUUGUGAACAAGGAGAGGACGUGUGUCUGACAGAGAUAAAGUGGGGAAGUACUCCUUACUGGUCUCAGGGAGCACAGAAGCAGUAUUAUGUUUCAAAGAGAUGCUCAACGAAGUCAGCAUGUGAAAAGAUUAGAAGCAAGAAUAUGCCAUAUUGCACUCACAUCUGGUAUCAGGAUUGGAGGUGUGCUGAAUGUUGCCAGGGUGACCGUUGCAAUUUCUAUGUGUUUCUGAGUGGAAGCACAGCUCGUUCAAGUUUGUUUGUGGUGCUUUCUUCAGUUUCUGUCAUUUUGGUUGUUGGCAGAUUUCUUCAAUAGAAAUGAUUUGGAAAUGAAAUUUCCUUCAUUAUACCGUCCAGCAGUAAUUUGCCUCUCAUUUUUAGCUCCGGAGUUGUGCUAAUUUUAAAGUAGUAUUCGAGGUUCAGCAAACAUUGUAUCUAAGAAAACCUUUGAAUGCAUAUUUUACAUUUUAGGAAACAUUUUUGGAGGAGUAAUAUUCUAUUUUGAUUAUAAAUGUUAUUGUUGCCUUUGACAUGUAAUCUGUCGAAGAUUAUAGUUAUUUGGUACUGUAAGAGAAAUAUUUUUACCAAUGACAGACUUUUCAUUGUUAAUAACUUUACAGAUCUGCUAAGUAAAUAACUGUAUUUUUACUAAUAUGGAAGUUUUUCGAAAGAAUGUGGAACAGUAAAAUGUAUUGCUUGAAACUGGAAGAA
Molecule: messenger RNA, 914 nt
Organism: Schistocerca nitens (vagrant locust)
Lineage: Eukaryota; Metazoa; Arthropoda; Insecta; Orthoptera; Acrididae
Exons: 4
Coding region: 73-519 (148 amino acids)
Source: RefSeq, a predicted model, not a curated record